Molecule: messenger RNA, 3717 nt
Organism: Nerophis ophidion (straightnose pipefish)
Lineage: Eukaryota; Metazoa; Chordata; Actinopteri; Syngnathiformes; Syngnathidae
Product: gastrula zinc finger protein XlCGF57.1-like
Exons: 5
Coding region: 312-1208 (298 amino acids)
Biological process (GO): regulation of transcription by RNA polymerase II
Molecular function (GO): DNA-binding transcription factor activity; RNA polymerase II cis-regulatory region sequence-specific DNA binding
Source: RefSeq, a predicted model, not a curated record
ACGGCGUGGAUAAAGCAAGAUGGCGUCUGACGCUGAAGACGUUAUUGCAGUCGUCACAGUUCAGUGUUCUUAAUCUGUGCCUCCAUGUACACAUAUAUGUCCUUUAUUAGACUCUAUUAAAUAGCGUAAACAUCGUUAAUAACUGUUUGCAUCCGGUUAUAUUAGUCUGAGCGCACUUCGAUGUUUCUCGAGCUAGUUUGCUUGCUAGUUAGCUUAGCUUGUUAGCUGCUAACAAAGAGAGGCGGAAGUGAUCAAAACACAUCGCUAAGUAGAGAUCAAGUGUGAGUGUAAAGUGUUGUGAUUGUGUGAAAAUGUGCGAAAGAACGAUAGCAGAGUACGAAGAGGAACUUUGUCCAACAAAAGAGGAGAAGGAGCGACAACAACAAAAACAUCAAGUUGUGUUACACAGAACAGACAUCCAUCAGCUGAUUGAACACCAAGAAGAAUGUCUCCCUCAUCUGCAGGGGGACAGUUUCACUUUAGAGUAUCCACAGCCCCUCUUUUUUAAAGAGGAAGAGGGGGGAGAGUGUCCUGUAGGGCAGGAGGAGGCUGAUCUCAGCAAGUUUCCACUGACUGUUGUCUCUGUGAAGACUGAAGAGCAUGAAGACAAACCACCUGAGUCCUCACAGCUUCAUCACAGUCCAAACGUCCAGCAGUCCCCUCACAUUAAAGAGGAAGAGGAGGAAGUGUGGAUCACUCAGGAGGAAGAGUGUCUUCUAGGGCAGGAGGAGGCGGAUCUCAGCAAGUUUCCACUGACUGUUGUCUCGGUGAAGACUGAAGAGCAUGAAGACAAACCACCUGAGUCCUCACAGCUUCAUCACAGUCCAAACGUCCAGCAGGUGUCAGCAGAGAGUCAAGAAGAGAUUCCCUCCAAGCAGCAGGAGUGGAGCUCCAGUGUGGGACAGAAGGAGCUACAGGCCCCCUCCCACAUUAAAGAGGAGCAGCUUCAUGAUGAAGAUGAAGCUCAGUCCUUACAGCUUCAUCACAGUCAAAGUGAGAAGUACAGAGGAGCGGAGCUUGUAAGUCAACACAUCACAGAAGCUGAUGGAGAGCAUUGUGAAGAUAUCAAGUCAGAACCAGACAGCAUCUUUGCUCCACUGUCAGACAUGGACCACAUGUUGUCAGACUCUUCUGAUCACAGUGACCACAUCCAAAAACAUUUUGAGAGUAAAAAUGACUCUAAAGGGGCACGAUGGUGGUGGUCUUGAAGCAGGUGGGCACAACAUCUUGUGCAAGUGACGAGUUGUACAUGUCAGCAAGUACGUCAGCCAGCUCUGAUGAACACACCCUGAGGGCCUGGCCAGGGAUGUUGUCUGGGCCGGCUGCCUUCCGUGGGUUUGGUGUCCUCAGAACUGUACGUACCUCUGCUGUUUAAUAUAUAUUAAGUACAUUUUUAGUGUAUGAAUAUUAAAUAAAUGUUUGAUGCAUAAAUAUUAAAUACAUGUUUAGUGUAUAAAUUAAAUAUUUUUUUUGUGUAUACAUAUUUGAUACAUGUUUGGUGGAUGAAUAUCAAUUUCAUGUUUAGUGUAUGAAUAAUAAAUACAUGUUUGGUGUAUGAAUAUAAGUGAAUGAGAAACCUAACUUAUGUAUAAAAAUACAAUAAAAUACAAAAAAAAAAAAAAGGAAAAACGCUGAUAGGGCUGGGCGGUAAAAUGAUAAAUAUUUAUCGCAAAACAUAAAUUUAAAAAAAUUAAAAAUUCCGAAAAAAUCCCCAAAGUGCUGAGCCGUUAAACUAUGUCAAUAUAUAGAAUGACACAUAGAGAGAAAAAUAGAAAAAUAUGGAAAAAAAGCCAAUAUGGCUGGGCGAUUAAACGAUGUCACUAUAUUUUGCAAAAGACAUCAAAUCGAAAUCAAAUUAAAAAAAAAAGUAAUUUGAAAAAAAAAAACAUGGAGCUGGGCUGUAAAAUAAUAUAAUAUAUAUAAUGAUGGACACAUCACUGAUGUUAAAAAAAUAGGAAAAUGGCCAAUAGGGCUGGCCGAUAAAACUAGACAAGGACUGAGAGUGCGGGGGAGAGAGGACCAGACUUUUGAAGAGGGAACGUGCGCCCUCCAGUGGAUUUUUGCCACAACUGCACACACAAACAAAUUCAUUAUUUCCAAGUGUGCCUUAUUUAGUGUCCCAGACUUGGCAUCGGGGGAAAAGUCAUCAUUAUUUCCGAGUGUCCCUUAUUUAGAGGAGCAGACUCAUGAAGAAACAAGUCUGGCUAUUGCCCAAGUGUCUUUUAAUGACAGCAAUGCACUCGGGACGGAAUGUGCGCCCUCCUGUGGACUUCUGCUGCAACUGCACACACAAAGAAAUUAAGUAUUUCCAAGUGUGCCUUAUUUAGUGUCCCAGACUUCCAAUUCCUCCUUUACAUGUGUAGUGUAUAAAUAUUCAUUAAACAACUGUUUAAUAUAUGAAUAUUAAAUGCUUGUUAAGUGUAUACAUAUUAAAUACCUGUUUAGCGUAUAAAUUACAUUUAUGUUUAGUGUAUAAUUAUUUAAUACAUGUUUGGUGGAUGAAUAUCAAAUUCAUGUUUAGUGUAUGAAUGACCAGACUUAUGAAGAGAGAAUGUGCGCCCUCCUGUGGACUUCUGCCACAAUUGCACACAAAGAAAUUAAUUCUUUCUGAGUGCACCUUAUUUAGAGAAUGAUAAAUACAUGUUUACUGAAUGAAUAUUAAAUAUAUGAUUAGUAUAUACAUAUUAAAUAUAUGUUUAGUAUAUGAUUAUUAAAUACAUGUUCAGUGUAUGAAUAUUAAAUAUGUGUUAAGUGUAUGAAUGUUAAAUACGUGUUUAGUGUAUAAAUAUUAAAUACAUGUUUAGUGUAUGAAUAUAAGUGGAUGAAGAACCUAACUUAGGUUAAAAAAAAUAAUAAUAAAAAAAUAAAAAAGGGCGAUAGGGCUGGGCGAUAAAACGAUAUCAAUAUUCAUCGCAAAACAUCAAUUGAAAAAUAAAUAUUCAGAAAAAAUCCCCAAAGGGCUGGGCUGUUAAACUAAACCACUAUUAAGCAUGACAAAUGGAAACAAAUAGAAAAAAAUGAAAAAAUGCCGAUAGAGCUGGGCGAUUAAACAAUGUCACCAUAUGUUGCAAAAGACAUAAAAUUGAAAUCAAUUAAAAAAACAGUAAUUUGAAAAAAAAAAACCCAUAGGGCUGGGCUGUAAAACAAUACUAUAUAUAAUGAUGGACACAUAACUUAUGUUAAAAAAAUAGGAAAAUGGCCAAUAGGGCUGGCCGAUAAAACUAGACACAUAUCUUAUGUAGGUGGGGGGGAAGGGGGGGGGGACACUUAUUAAGAGGGAAUGUGCGCCAUCCUGUGGACUUCUGUCGCAAUUGCACACAUAAAGAAAUUAAUUAUUUCCAAGUGUGCCUUAUUUAGAGAAUAAUGAAUACAUGUUUACUUUAUGAAUAUUAAAUAUAUGAUUAGUAUAUAAAUAUUAAAAAUAUGUUUAGUAAAUGAGUAUUAAAUACAUGUUCAGUGUAUGCAUAUUAAAUACAUGUUUAUUGUCUAAAUAUUAAACACAUGUUUAAUGUAUGAAUAUUAAAUACAUGUUUAAUGUAUAAAUAUUAAAUACAUGUUUAAUGUAUGAAUAUUAAAUACAUGUUUAGUGUAUGAAUAUUAAAUACAUGUUUAGUGUAUGAAGAAAAAUAUAUGUUCUCUCACUGUUAUGUUGGAUCCACUAUAGACUGGACUUUCAUAAUAUCAUGCUAGACCCGAUCGACAUCCAUUGCUUUCGGU